Salvia miltiorrhiza (redroot sage) is the source of this 1684-nucleotide messenger RNA. RefSeq names its product 60S ribosomal protein L17-1-like. The transcript has 7 exons. Gene Ontology annotation, cellular component: cytosolic large ribosomal subunit; ribosome. Gene Ontology annotation, molecular function: structural constituent of ribosome. Gene Ontology annotation, biological process: cytoplasmic translation. Lineage: Eukaryota; Viridiplantae; Streptophyta; Magnoliopsida; Lamiales; Lamiaceae. The coding region runs from base 948 to 1472 and encodes 174 amino acids. The record is from RefSeq and is a predicted model, not a curated record.
AUACAUAUAAAAAAGAUAACAUAAAAAUUGUAGUCAUUAUAAUCUAAUUUAGUUUAAGUGAAAUAGCAGAUGCGGGAGAACUAUAAUAACAACCAAAAAGAAAAAAAAGUCUUCCCUCCUUUGACCCCCCACCGCCGCCGGCCGCCAUCAAUCUCGCCGCCACAGGCAGCCGUCGCGCCGCUACACGCACCCGUCGUGCCGCCAUACUGUUGAUCUUUUUUCUAUUAUUAGCCUCUUAGCGCCCAAAGCCACUUCUUCCCUCCCCCAUCCCCCAUUAUUAAUCCCUAAUCCCUAGCGCUGCAAUCUGCAAUUUUGUAAGGAAGGAAGGGCAGUUGCCGGAACAGCUAAAGCCGGACCGAACAAGGAAGAAGGAGAGUGGCCGGGGCAGCUGGAGUCGAACCGAACAGCUAAAGCCCCACCCCCAUUAUUAAAUCCCUAAUCCAUAGCGCUGCAAUCUGCAAUUUUGAAAAGAAGGAACAGCUAAAGCCGAACCGAACAGCUAUAGUCCACCGAGCAAGGAAGGAAGGGAAGUGGCUGGAGCAGCUGAAGCUGAACUUCUUUUAUCCUGCUCGCUCUCUCUCGUUCCUCGUUGCUCUCUCUCUCUCUCUUCCCACCGCAGCUUCCGCAGGUUGGUGACUGGUUUGUGAAAUUAAUUUCUGUGUGUGCGCGUGCGAAAUCGUUGUUGAUAAUGAAUUUGGUAUUGUUUUUUCUCUACGUUGUUGGCUGUUGCACACAAGUUUUUGCGAAAUAAUCUACUAUGUUCAUUUAUGGGCCGACCAUUCUACCUCACAAUUAUAAAAAAUUGAGACCCAUAAAGGUGAAGCCCAGCCCAUGAAGCCAUUGAGUAUUAGGGUUUUACUAUAAAAUCUUCUGCACCAACCCUUCUCUUUCUCUUCAAUCGACUUCCAUCAGUUUCCGCAGUACUGCCGAAGAGAACAGCAGCAGCAAUGGUGAAAUACUCGAGAGAGCCCGAUAACAUCACUAAAUCUUGUAAGGCUAGGGGAUCUGAUCUCAGAGUUCAUUUCAAGAACACUAGGGAGACAGCGCACGCCAUCGGGAAGUUGCCUUUGGGCAAGGCCAAGAGGUACUUGGAGGAUGUGCUUGCCCACAAACAGGCCAUACCUUUCACUCGUUUCUGUGGUGGUGUUGGGCGAACUGCUCAGGCCAAGAACAGACACUCUAACGGACAAGGUCGCUGGCCAGUGAAAUCUGCCAAGUUCAUCUUGGACUUGCUCAAGAAUGCCGAAAGUAAUGCUGAGGUGAAAGGUUUGGAUGUGGAUGCACUAUUCAUUUCUCACAUUCAGGUUAACCAGGCCCAGAAGCAAAGGCGCCGCACGUAUCGUGCCCAUGGAAGGAUUAACCCCUACAUGUCGUCACCUUGCCAUAUUGAGUUGAUUUUGUCAGAAAAGGAAGAGCCUGUGAAAAAGGAGCCCGAGUCGCAGUUGGCGACGAGCAAACCGAGGAAGUCUUGAGCAAUUGGCUAUUUGUUGGAUCAUAUAGUAGUUCAAGUUUUGAAAGUUGUUUUUUAGUCCACUUUGUUUUGAACUAUGUUUGGAUUUUGGAGAUUAAUCGAAAUUAUCGUAUGUGCUUGGAUAUGUAUUUUGGAUCCUAAAUAGUAGAUUUCUUCUUAGACUUCUUACUCGAUCUCCUUUGCCCUCGAUUCAUCAAUGAUUUUUUCCCACUU